UAGGGGUCUAGUCGCUUUUCACUUUCUCCUCUGCUCGGGUCUGGAUUAUGGAGAGGAGAAGAGAAUCGCCUGCGAUGGCGCGGGAGGAGGGUCGGGGGUUGGACUUCCUCGAGAGCCUGGGCCCGGACAUCUCCGCCACCGUCUUCAGCCUGCUCGACGACCCCGCCGACCUCGCGCGCGCCACCGCCGUCUCCCGCUCCUGGCGCCGAUUCGUUAUUGCAAACCAGUUCAGCAAGAUCCUGUGCCUGUGGGUUUACCCGGAGGUUUCCAACUUCACGCGUGUUGAGCUGAGCAGCAUCAGCAGUGCACACCGAAAUGCUGGGUCAAGUGCUUUUGCUGGGCUGGAGAAGCUCGGGAGGGAUCACAGAGUGUAUAUGCAUCUUAGCCAUGAUCUUCUCUCGCCGUAUGACCCCAAGGAUUGCAUCAGUUGCUGCGUAGGUGCGUCCAGCACUGAUCAUUUGCCUGAAGAGGCCAUAGAAAAUACCCUUGAACAUGAUGAGGAGUGGAGACCGUCUUAUUGGUCGAGCGGUGGCCAGAAAGAUCCUGCUGUGCCAGAAUGCCUGAUAUAUAGCCUUCAGUCAGAGCUGUGUCUCGUUGAUGAAAUCAGGAUACGGCCAUUAAAAGCAUUUUUCCGAUAUGGUCAUCCGAUAUAUUCAGCAAAACACGUCCGGUUCCGCCUGGGCUAUCUAAAACCACCCCACUGGUCUGAAACACAUGUAUAUGUUCAAAGUGACGCGGAGCUGACUGAUGAUAGCAACUAUGUCUGGACGUACACAUCUCCGGAAUUUCCAAUGUUGCAGGAAAAUGUGAUGCAGUCUUUUAAGCUACCACACUCAGUUCUAUGUAUUGGUGGAGUGGUAAAGAUUGAGCUUCUUGGGAGGGUCCACAAGGACACGUUUGACGGUCUGUACUACAUAUGUGUGUCUCAUGUCCAAAUAGUGGGGAAGCCACUGUCAGAAGAUUUUGGGGUCGCUCCUAGCAAAAAUGAUGUAGUUCUCAGUUACUAUCUGGAUUAUCGUAGAUUCGGGGGACGAUCACAACAAAGUACUUGGCUUUGCGAUGAGGAUCUGGCACUUCGGUAUGGCUCGAGGGAUAGGAGGACUGAACCAUGAGUGUUGAGCAGGCUGCCCGGUGGGUACAUAAAAGAGAUGAAUCAGAGGAGAAGCUUCCAUACAAGUGAAGCGUAUCUCGUCGAGCUCGUGUCUAUUGGUUUCGAAUAAAACAAGUCCUUUGUGAUCCUGUGGGAAACUGAAAAUGCAUUUGCUUGUGUAACUGACAAGCACAAAAGAGACGCAUGAUUGACUCGCUUCUUAUAAAAUCAGUGCUAAUAUCAUUAA
Aegilops tauschii subsp. strangulata is the source of this 1337-nucleotide messenger RNA. Its product is annotated as F-box protein At4g00755. Gene Ontology annotation, molecular function: protein binding. Lineage: Eukaryota; Viridiplantae; Streptophyta; Magnoliopsida; Poales; Poaceae. The record is from RefSeq and is a predicted model, not a curated record.